AUGAAUGUUGCUUCGACACAACUUCAUCCAAAUGGUUGGGACUUCAUGAGUGGUUUUGAGGUGCUGGUCGAGUUUCUUGGUUGUAGACCUAAUACGUCGGAAUUGAGCCCUCCUAUGGAGGCAGAGUAUGAGAGCUUAGGUCCAGAGGGCCAAGCCCUAGCGGAUGCCUUUACGUUUUCCCACCAGCUUGAGUCUGCGAAGCUCGUAGAGUUCGAGGCGGAUCCCCAGGCUUUAUCCGAAUACAUGGGGCAAAUGGUGCCAAAGUUGACGGCGGAGGAGAUGGCGAGGCAUGUGGAAGAGAAAAGUGCUAGGGCGCCCUCCGAGGCGAUUGAGUGGGUCGAGGCACAAUUGAGGGUCGAGUCGGGCGGCCUUUAUAACCAGGUUGCGUCGACAGAGGUAGAGGCUGGGAAGGCAGAGUCCGGUCUUCUGAGAGUGAUUGAUCAAAGAAAUGUGGCUCGACAGAGAUCGAGUGAACUGGCAAAAAUAAUUGAGGCGUUAAAGGUCGAACAAGAUGCCACUUGUCAUGAAGCUGCCUGCUUGGAAGCCGUGCUCAAGCGUGCAAAGAAGGAAGCCCUUAGGCAAUAUCUUGAAAGCUUCCAUGCAGCGCUGGCGCAACUUCUUCCUCUUCUUCUUCGUCUAUCCUCUUGCUUGGUUUCAAGCACUAAGCCACAGGUGUAUAUCGCAUUGUUUGGGGAGCACAGUGGAGAGAAAACAUUCCAUGAGAUUGAGGAAAGCCAUCACUCUUAUCUGUUGUCUGUGAAAGAAACUAAGGAAGAAGCCAAGGCCUCUCUUCUUUACAGUUACAAGAACACUAUCAAUGGCUUUGCUGCAGUGCUCACUCCAGAUGAAGCCUCCAAACUCUCUGAACUGGAUGAAGUGAAAUCUGUGUUCCCUAGCCAACCAGGACGAUACUCUCUGCAAACUACAAGAUCAUGGGAAUUUCUUGGUUUAGAAGAUGCUGGGAAGGGGCUACUGAACCAAAGGAAGAAAGACGAUGAAUUGCUGCUGAAAGCAAGAUAUGGCAGAAAUGUCAUAGUUGGCCUCUUGGACAGUGGGAUCUGGCCGGAAUCAAAGAGUUUCGAGGAUGAAGGAAUGGAACCCAUUCCAAAAUCAUGGGAAGGAAUCUGCCAAACAGGAGAUGCUUUUAACUCUUCACAUUGUAACAAGAAGAUAAUUGGAGCUCGGUAUUACCUUAGAGGCUAUGAAACGCAUUAUGGCCUGCUAAACACUUCGCUAGAAUACCGAUCUCCUCGCGACAAGGACGGCCAUGGAACUCACACAUCAUCCACCGUUGGCGGCCGGCGUGUUAAGAACGUGGCGGCGCUUGGCGGCUUUGCCCGCGGUACCGCCUCUGGCGGUGCACCACUAGUACAUCUAGCCAUCUACAAAGCUUGCUGGGUGGUUCCAGCCGACGGCAAACUCAAAGACACCACGUGCUUCGACGAAGACAUACUAGCGGCCAUGGACGAUGCUGUCGGCGACGGCGUUCAUGUGCUCAGCAUGUCAAUUGGGCCAAACGGGCCUAUGCCGAUUAAUGCGGAUGUAACUGCGAUGGCGUCUUUUUUUGCCACCAAGCGCAACAUUGUGGUUGUUUGUUCCGCCGGAAACGAUGGGCCGGCCGCUAAGACGGUGGUUAAUACAGCACCGUGGAUGAUCACGGUUGGUGCAAGCAGCGUGGACCGAUCGUUUCUGGCACCUCUUUGGCUUGGGAAUGGAAUGAAAAUUGAGGGACAAACAAUAAGUCCAUACAAGCUUAAAAAGAAAAUGUACCCACUAGUGUAUGCAACACAGGUAGCAAAGCCUGAUCGCCUGUCCAAUGUUGAUGAUGCAGGGCAAUGCCUACCUGGAUCUCUUUCGCCGGAGAAGACGAAAGGGAAGAUAGUGAUGUGCUUGAGAGGAAACGGAUCCAGAGUCGGAAAAGGCGUCGAGGUGAGAGGAGCCGGUGGUGUUGGCCUCGUCUUGGGUAAUAGCCCGUACAUCACCGAAUUGGCGAUCGAUGCUCAUGUUCUGCCGGCAACUGCAGUGAACUCAGAUGCGACCAUAAAAAUUCUCAAGUAUAUUAACUCCACCGAUAAGCCGAUGGCGUACAUUGCUCCGGCAAGGACUGUUUUACACAAUAAACCGGCACCAGUUGUCGCUGCCUUCUCCGGCAGGGGUCCGAAUGUGGUCACCCCAGACCUUCUCAAGCCUGACAUCAUUGCCCCAGGACUUAAUAUAUUAGCAGCAUGGAGUGAAGAGUCUUCCCCCACAAAUCUUAUAGAUGAUCAUCGUAUAACUAAGUAUAACAUAAUUUCUGGAACCUCUAUGUCUUGCCCUCAUGUGGCAGCUGCUGCUGCCCUUCUCAGAGCCAUCCACCCUUCUUGGAGCAGCGCCGCCAUAAGAUCUGCACUGAUCACCACUGCCGGGCUGGAGAACAACAUGGGAACGCCGAUAACUACAGAAUCCGGCGAUCGGGCAAGGCCCCUGGAUUACGGAGCGGGACACUUCCGGCCGACGAAGGCGGCAGAUCCAGGGCUGGUUUACGAUGCCUCCAUCACCGAUUACUUUCUCUUCCUAUGCGACAAUGGAUCUUUCGUUCUAAAUCCAGCAUUCAAAUGCUUUGACACAAGCCCAAUGUAUAACCUCAACUACCCAUCCUUGGCAAUCGCCAAGCUCAAUGGAACAGUAACCGUGAAGAGAACUGUAACCAAUGUUGGCGGUGCGAAGAGUGUGUAUUUCUCGAGGGUGAAGACGCCGGCCGGAUUCUCCGUGAAGGUGUCGCCGGCUGUUUUGGUCUUCCGGCGUGUCGGCGAGAAGAAGAGCUUCAGUAUAACGGUUAAACCGGAGAAAGAUAAAGCGGGAACAACUGGGGAAGAUGUGUUUAGAUCUGGGUGGUUCAUUUGGAGUGAUGGAAUUCAUAUUGUUCGGAGUCCCAUGGCCGUGUCAUUGGCAUAGCCUGUGUUGUCCUCGGUUACUAAUAAAUUGCUUCUCUUGCUUUC
This is a messenger RNA of Diospyros lotus (date-plum), 2978 nucleotides long. Its product is annotated as subtilisin-like protease SBT5.6. The coding region runs from base 1 to 2934 and encodes 977 amino acids. The record is from RefSeq and is a predicted model, not a curated record. Gene Ontology annotation, molecular function: serine-type endopeptidase activity. Gene Ontology annotation, biological process: proteolysis. The transcript has 13 exons. NCBI's taxonomy places the organism in Eukaryota, Viridiplantae, Streptophyta, Magnoliopsida, Ericales, Ebenaceae.